AUGGCGGCCCCGAAACAAGCCGCCGCCCGCAUCCUCCUCAUCUCCCUCGGCAACCCGCGCCCCUACACCGACACCCUCCACUCCGCCGGCCACCGCAUCCUCAAGCACCUGCAGACCUACCUCCCCGCCCAGCCCGUCUUCUCCAGGACAACCGACUUCAGCGCCGGCAAGGGCUGCCAGGCCUCCAUCGGCGAGCGCUACUCCCUCCUGCAAUCGCCCACGCAGAUGAACGUGUCAGGCGGCUUCGUCAAGCGCGCCUUCGAGCGCGAGCUGCGCCGCAUGGGGGGCCGUGUCGACCUGCUGCAUCUCGUCGUCGUCCACGACGACCUCGAGCUGGGCCUGGGCGACGUCCGGCUGCGCAAGUGGUUGAGCAGCCACAGGGGUCAUAACGGCGUCAAGAGCAUCAACAGGAACCUGAAAAAGUCAGACUACGAGGGCGCAAGGUGGGCGAGGAUAUCGGUUGGCAUUGGCCGGCCCGAGGGGCGCGACCGGGAGGAGGUUUCUAGCUAUGUGCUUCGUCCCAUGACAGACACAGAGACGCGCGCGCUUGAUGAGGCGGUGCCUGAGGUCUUGCUAGCCCUGGCCGACUUUGAGAAGAAGCUGGAGGAGUACGCAACGCUCCCCAAGGCGCAGGCUGCGGAUUGA
Colletotrichum chrysophilum is the source of this 645-nucleotide messenger RNA. RefSeq lists its product as uncharacterized. The record is from RefSeq and is a predicted model, not a curated record. Bases 1 to 645 code for a protein of 214 amino acids. Gene Ontology annotation, molecular function: peptidyl-tRNA hydrolase activity. NCBI's taxonomy places the organism in Eukaryota, Fungi, Ascomycota, Sordariomycetes, Glomerellales, Glomerellaceae. The transcript has a single exon.